AUGCAAACCGUCAAAUGCUUCACUGAAGCCGUUUCGCUCACCACGAAUCUACACCUCACACGUCACGCAGGAUGGCUUCAGCGGCAGGAUUUCCUCUUUCAGCUUGAGUUUUUCGAGGAAAAUGAAGACGCUAUCCUCAUCAUUCAGGAUGCCUGGCGUCGCUAUAAGCAACGAAAACUUGCACGAGAGCAAGAGGAAGCCGAGCGAAACAAGAACAACGAAAAUGGAAACACCAGUGGUAAUGAAAAGGCAGCUGAAACCACGGUUGCGGAGCCUACAGAGGUAGCCGAAGAUGUCGAAAGCGAUGGCACACAAAGACGGGCGACGACAAACAUGGAUGGUGCGGGGGGUGAAGGCGCUAACGUGACAAAUCAUGAGGAGGCGGCGCGAGCGGAGGCUGCUCGUGCGGAGGCGGCACGUCAGGAGGCUGCGGCCACGCGCAUCCAGGCGAGCUACCGCGGGUUCCAGGGCCGCAAGUCUGCGGCGACGCUUCGUGAGGCCAAGGCUGCUGAGGCGGCUGCUGCUGCUGAGGCGGCACGAGCGGAGGCUGCUCGUGCGGAGGCGGCACGUCAGGAGGCUGCGGCCACGCGCAUCCAGGCGAGCUACCGCGGGUUCCAGGGCCGCAAGUCUGCGGCGACGCUUCGUGAGGCCAAGGCUGCUGAGGCGGCUGCUGCUGCUGAGGCGGCACGAGAGGAGGCUGCUCGUGCGGAGGCGGCACGUCAGGAGGCUGCGGCCACGCGCAUCCAGGCGAGCUACCGCGGGUUCCAGGGCCGCAAGUCUGCGGCGACGCUUCGUGAGGCCAAGGCUGCUGAGGCGGCUGCUGCUGCUGAGGCGGCACGAGAGGAGGCUGCUCGUGCGGAGGCGGCACGUCAGGAGGCUGCGGCCACGCGCAUCCAGGCGAGCUACCGCGGGUUCCAGGGCCGCAAGUCUGCGGCGACGCUUCGUGAGGCCAAGGCUGCUGAGGCGGCUGCUGCUGCUGAGGCGGCACGAGCGGAGGCUGCUCGUGCGGAGGCGGCACGUCAGGAGGCUGCGGCCACGCGCAUCCAGGCGAGCUACCGCGGGUUCCAGGGCCGCAAGUCUGCGGCGACGCUUCGUGAGGCCAAGGCUGCUGAGGCGGCUGCUGCUGCUGAGGCGGCACGAGAGGAGGCUGCUCGUGCGGAGGCGGCACGUCAGGAGGCUGCGGCCACGCGCAUCCAGGCGAGCUACCGCGGGUUCCAGGGCCGCAAGUCUGCGGCGACGCUUCGUGAGGCCAAGGCUGCUGAGGCGGCUGCUGCAGCUGAGGCGGCACGAGAGGAGGCUGCUCGUGCGGAGGCGGCACGUCAGGAGGCUGCGGCCACGCGCAUCCAGGCGAGCUACCGCGGGCUCCAGGGCCGCAAGUCUGCGGCGACGCUUCGUGAGGCCAAGGCUGCUGAGGCGCGUGCUGCUGCCGUCCACGCGCCAUUACAAUCCCAGUUGGCGGAUAACCCUACCCUGUCCUCUAGCACGACAUUGUACACUGCCCAUGACAUUACUGGUUUUACCGUUGCUGAAGACUUUAAUCAUGAUAUGCGUCACAUUAUACAACUUCAAGCGGUUUGGCGUGGCUGUCUUCAACGGAUGCGUUAUCGUCGUCUCUUCGACUCGCCCGUUACGAUUCAAGCCAUUCGCGCGUAUAUGCAUAUCUUGAACGGCAACGCCGCCGAGUGCCAACUCGAGCUCGAGCUGAAUGCCACAAAGCGUUUUGUAAUGAUCAAAGCUGACGAAAUUACUGCCCUUGAGAAACAACUUGCUUUACUUGACUUGGAGAUUGGACGCAAGGUUCGGACAGAGGAGGCUAUAUUGCAUGAUGUGCAAGUCAAAGGCCUCUUGCAGCCAACCCUCCCUGCCAACAAAGUCGAUCUUCCUUCUGAUUCGGAUGGUAGUGACAACCUCUUGCAUUAUCGCCAGCUGUUGUUCGUUUUGCUUCAUCAACCUGCCAUCUGGAAUGGAUUGGCUCGUGCACCUGACAUCUCGGCUGGAGAUCUCUUGCGCCUCUGCCGCCUUGUGUUCAAUCAGGGGUCUGGUAAUCACGAGCAGGCCUUGUUGCUUGGAGUUUGCGAGCAUAUUCUCGAGACGGAGAUUUUCGACUUUCCUGCUAGACUGGAGGAUGGCUUGGCACAACUUGGUGCCAACGCCAAUGUCGCUUUCGCAUGGCAGGCUGCGGGCAGUGCAAAUGCCAGUCUUGGGGAUUCAGAUGAUUUCGAAGAGAUCCUGGUUCAGGAACUCGUUGUUUGGCUUGAUAACAUGCAGUCCCGUGCUGCUGCUCGGCUCAAGCACGAAUCUCCUGCUGAGGAGCAAGCCAAGAAUGUACCAGGCGAGGAGCGAGAUGUCAUUUCGCUCCUGGACGGCGACGAGAUUCGGCAGGCAGAAGCAACCGUACAGCAGUUGGGUCUACCGUCUCUUGUCAGCAACUGGAGUGUCCCAGACGUUGGUCGUUGGUUGGAGCGUGAUCGCUUCAAGGCUUACAGCAAACGGUUCGAGAGUAAAGAGAUUGAUGGGCGCAAGCUGUUGGCGCUGGACAGCGCUGCUCUGCUUGAUCUUGGGCUUCUUUCGACCUCAGCUCGGCGACUGGCCGAGCAAAUCGCGUUAUUGCGUGCCAUUAACGAAAAGGCCGAACUGGCACACGCAGGCCCCACUUCAACGGGAGCUCUGGUGAAAACCGAUGGCGUUUCCCUUGAAGCACCACGAUAUGGGUGCAGCGGCGACCCGCAUGAUUGGACCCUGACGCAAGUUCUGACAUGGCUCAAGCGAGCAGGACACGAUGAUGCAGUUUCAGCUUUUGUUCAGGCCGAGGUGUCUGGUGCAAAUCUUUCCAGCUUGGACGCCGCUGCUUUGAAAAUGCUUGGCGUGCAUGACCCAAACCGAUUGGAGAUGGACAUUAACGCGCUCUUCAGCUCGACUGUCGAGGCUGGGCUGUCUGCAUCGAGUGCCGACGAUUUGCCCGAAGAAUUGCAUUUGGCAUUUGGUCUGCUUCGCACACUGUGGUCUCGACGCCGCAACUUGCGCUUUGGGGUUUGCUAUUUGACGGGUGUUUUGAACAAGAGUUUGCAGCGGCGCUAUCCACAAGUAGCGCGCCUGGAGAUUCUACGCGCUGCAGGACUAGGGUUUUAUUACCAGUAUCUGCGCCAUGCUAUGCAAGCGGCUUUGCGCCGGACAUUGGAUAAGGCUGAAUUGCCUUCAGCUGAAUAUGAUCUUGUCACGCAAACGGCAGCCCGUUCGUUCGAACUUGUGCGCUUGGCGUUCCUCGGUGAACGCUCCUUUCGCACCGCUUCUGUUGGCUUGCAGGCGGAUCGUCGCUUGUAUGACCGUUUCUUUCUUCAAGCAACUAGUCAAUUGCUGGACUUGACAAAGCACAUGACGCUUACAGCGUCACUCGAGGAAUAUUUCGGGCUCGACGAAUUCUCCUCAUUCGAAUCGGCGGGCUCCUCAACGGUGUACAUGAGUUUGGUGGAUCUCUUUCGCUUGCACGAGCUUCUUAUCUCCAAUUAUGACAGCUUUCCUGCUCGCUGUCGCGAAUUAUUGCGACCACUUUUGGGCGCGUUUGAACCGCGAGCACGCAAAGCCUUACCGGGCAUGCAUCUUGUACCAGACUUUGUGUCUGAGGCGACCGUCGACAUUGAGCUCUCGAAGCAUUUCCUGGCGCGCUGGCAGGUCGAAGAUGUGUCCAGCUGGCUUGAGGAUUUGCAACUGAAUCAGUACAUCUUGCCCUUUGCCACACACUUGGUGAAUGGCAAGACCCUGCUCAAGGUUAAGAAAGCGGCCGACUUUUCAAAAUACGGUGUGGUGGAUUACAAGGACUCAAUGGUGCUUUUUCGGAAUCUUCGCCACCUGCGACUUCGUCUUGCGGCAGCAGCUGCGGUGGAACAGCCGGAUCGAGCAACCGCUUCGCGUAGCGGUCUUGCCAGCGUUUUUUCGCCCUGGCGACGAUCGCAGACACCGCCUAGUGCCCCUGAAGGCAUCAAGGGCUGGUCGGCUCAAGAAUGCGUGGUGUGGCUGACCAAAAUUGGCUUUGAGCGCUACGAGUCACUUUUUCAAGACCAAAAAGUCACGGGCAAGGUUCUUGAUGCCAUGGAGGAUGGUUCUGGAUUUGAGCGCUUGGGUGUUCGCAAUGUUAAGGACUGCAUGGCCAUGUUUCGUCACCUCAACGCGGCCAAGGUUCACGCGGGUGAAGCAGCUCUGCCAGCAGCAGCCCUCAACUCGUCAAGCCGACGGGAAAGCGCAAGUAGCAUCGCAAGCAGCGUAGCUGGCAGCGAUAGUCCGUUAACUGCACGCCGCCGACAGCGUCGGGGACCCAAGGACUUUUACGUACCUUGUGCGGACGACUUUGGACGUGAUGCCCGUGAUUUGUCUCGUCCGUUAGCGCUGGAUGUGGUGCGGUCUUCAGCCGCUGAUGUGCUGGAUACACGUGCCACCUCCGAGCGCCUUGACCACGAGGCAUUGUUGGCCAAGACGAAGAAAAUGGUGGUCGACUUGCUGCGCCAAUCAGAGGCUACCAGUAUUCCCGAACUAUUGACUGAGCGAGUGACACCGGUACAGGAGGCGGGGCAUCGUCAAUUCACGGCACGUCAACAAAGUCAACCUGGUCUCAACGACAAGGCGCGUACGCGCGCGCUCUCCAUUGUCGGAACUUCCCUCAAGAAGCUGCAAAGUAUGGCAACCAACAACUUGGAAACGUUGAGUAGCGCUGGGUUGGUACAAGCUUCAAACAACUACCAAGACGUGCUGGACGGUAUUGCCAAGGAUAUUCGUUUUCAUGCGCACGAACUACGGGCGCGACCACGUGAGCUGCGAAAAUUGCGGGAGGCUAAGGCACGCAUGGAAGUGCGACUGGCCGAGUUGCAGGAGCGCAUCGAGAGCUAUCGAGCCAUCGCCAAGACGCUCUCUGCCACCGGUGGACCGCCUACCAGUGCUGGCUCCAGUGCCGGUCGACCUGGCGCUGUGGGGCCCAGCACGCAUAGCCUUCCCAACACAGCCGGUGUGAAAACUGCCAAGGCACGAAAAAUUGGCACACAGUUUGGUACACACACAUUCUCGGGUGCCAAACUGAAGCAGAAAAAAGUUUUCCACUGCUUGACGGCUUCAGCCAGUGUGACACUGAAAGAAGCCAGCUCGCCUGGACGUUUUAAGCUGCCGUUGCACUUUGGUGCAAUCAAAAAGUCGUGGCUACUCUACUACUCCGCAUUCGUGAUAGAAGAGGGUCGCAGCCCUGGCGGUUACCCCCAGCUGGGCAACCCGACACUCCGUGCUUUCACGCACAAGAAGCAUGGACGCAACUUUGGGGCCACGCGUCCCCAGCUUGAUGUGCGGCGCAUCGCUCGAAAAAGUACUGAAUUUGGCUUUUCCACGGAUGACAACAUACCACCCAGCUCGACCACCCCGACCUCCACGUCGCGGCCUGCCCAGCUCAAACUUCAACAGAAAGCCGCCUCUCGCUCACCCGUCUCAGUCACUCAGAGUCGGUUGCAGAACCCAACCAUACAGUCGCCCCAGAUUUCGCGAGCAAGUCACAAGCACGCUUCCCCGGAUGCCCUCGCCAAGUCCAGCGAGCGGCCUGCCUCCGGUAGCGUUUUGAUGCGCAAGCUCAAAGUUGUUGAGGAAGUGCAAGAGCAGCAGCACAAGCUCACUUUAGAAAACCACGCCAAGGCCAUCUCGACGCUGCAUCGCACUACAGCGGCAUCACCAACCCGAUCACCGAAUGUCGUCGAUAGUCUACUCCGUCAUGGUUCUUCCGCCCAAGCGCGCAACGCCGCUUCUCAGGCCAAGCUUGCUACCCCCCCGGCAAUUUCUUUCACCGAUAGCGAGGGGGAUGCUCAUCGGCCUUGGCUUCCACAAAGCAAACGGGCCAAGUGGAGCAGCUCCAACCUUCCACGCAAGGCGUCAUCCAGUGGCGGCGCGUCUGAGGGCAGUGUCGCCAGCGUGUCCUUUGAAGGCUUUCGCAAUGUUGGCAAUACCUGCUACUUGAAUGCAGUGCUCCAAUCCUUGCUGGCCGUGCACUGCUUCGUGGAUGAUCUUCGCGAAUUUGCCACGCCUGAGCGCUUCGCUCAUUCACCAACUGCCCCAGCACAGCCAAGCACCGUCACCUGUGCGCUACAAAAGCUCAUCAAGCAAAUUGAUCAACGCGAGAAGAAACAACUGGCACCGAUCGAUCCUUCAGCCAUCAAGCACUGCUUGGCGCAAACUGCGACUGCCUUUGAGGGCUGGGGCCAGCAGGAUGCCCAUGAAUUCUUAUCGUUCUUAUUGGACCGCCUACUUGCCGAGACUGAGGAUGAGGACACUUCUGAGCCCGGCAGUCCUGCAUCGGCCGCGAGUACUACGUCCUUAGCGGAAGCUAAAUUAGCGCCACGAUCACCCUCUCCCAUCAAUGGUCUUGGCAUCAUUCCCAGCAACUUUGGCGGCGAACUGCUCCACCAGCGUGCCUGCACCGGGUGCAAGCGCUCUAGUUCAUGGUCAGAAGCUUUUCUCGUGCUAAGUUUGGAGCUGCCUUCGUCGAAUGAUCCCUCUGCUACACCGCCCACGCUCCAGAAAUUGCUCGCAACUUCUCUUGCGCCGGAGGAUGUGGAAUACAAAUGCGAGUCCUGCGACUGCACCACUUCAAGACUCACCCACAGGCUGUCACGCCUACCGCGAUGCUUGAUACUGCAUGUCAAGCGCUUUACUUAUGACCUGCAAUGGCAUUCGCGACGCAAGCUACAUCAACCUAUACGCUUGGAACGCUCACUCCAAACUUCCCACGUACUCGCACGGCGCAUUAAAGGUCCAGUGCCAGUGGCCAGCGCUAAGAGCGCCGCUUUGCCAGACCAUCCGUUAAAGCGCGUACUCUUCCAAUCCACAGACGAGGCCUCCGAUGAGGGUCAGUGGCUGGAAGAAGCCUCUACGUCCGAGACCGGCAUUGACUGUGCAGUCACACCGUCGUCGGGUUCAGAACUGCAUGCUGCCAGCAAGUACCGCAUCGUUGCAGUUACGCGCCAUCAUGGGACCACAGAGGGUGGCCACUACAUUGCUGAUGUUCUUGACAGAGAGCACGGCUGGCGAGUGUUUGACGACAGUCGUGUCACCAAGUCUGACUGGGGCUCCGUGCGGAGGGCCAACGAACGCGAUGGCUAUCUGUAUUUCUAUGUCCACGAUAGCUGCAGUGCACCACACCCCGCACAAGCCAACGCCCACCCUUGA
Molecule: messenger RNA, 7188 nt
Organism: Monosiga brevicollis MX1
Lineage: Eukaryota; Choanoflagellata; Craspedida; Salpingoecidae
Exons: 16
Coding region: 1-7188 (2395 amino acids)
Biological process (GO): protein deubiquitination
Cellular component (GO): cytosol; nucleus
Molecular function (GO): protein binding; cysteine-type endopeptidase activity; cysteine-type deubiquitinase activity
Source: RefSeq, a predicted model, not a curated record